GCCGUGCCCGCGCGCGCCGCUUUUCGCCCGGGCUGCGCUCGGACAUGGCGGCGGAGCUGAGCGCCGAGCGGCUGCGCUCGCUACCCGCCAGCUGGAGCUUCGGCAUCAGCCGCGGUGGCCGCAUCUUCUUCAUCAACGAGGAAGCGAAGAGCACCACUUGGCUGCACCCGCUGACGGGCGAGGCGGUGAUCACCGGGCACCGGCGCAGCCCAGAUCUACCCACAGGUUGGGAAGAAGCAUAUACUUUUGAAGGUGCAAGAUACUACAUAAAGAGUGGGCAUGGCCAGCACAUGACACAUCUGGCCCGCAGGCUGCGAAUUUGACAUCCCUCCUCUACUUGGGUUAAAGAAGCAUACCAUCAGCACUGAAAUUAAUCUAGCCAUCUGUAGAUAACCUGUCCAAGCCAACUUCUGUAGAUGUUGAUAGGAGCAUAAAAGCUAAAAAAUAAUUUGUGUGAAGAUCAUACAAAGAAUCCCAAAUAGUAGAACAGCCAUCCUGUAGAAGUGGGAUUACCACAACAUCAGAUGUUGCACAUUUAAUCCAGGCAGACUCUCCAUAAACUAACAAGGUGAUGUGUAAAAAAAAAAAUUACUGGGUUACAGUUCUCCCAACUUGCUCUUCUUCCCCGGCAGGUUUCUGUUCCAAAACUAUAUCUGAAAUAUGAAUGAAGUAAUUCUAAAAAAAAAUCAGCUUCAUCUCUGAAUGUCUGCAGUUGGCUGACAACCUAAUCAAACUUCUUUCCCACAAAAAAAAAAAGUUAAUAGUUAACACCUGAGUCUGAGUCAAAUUUUAAGGUGGUUUUUUCCAUUUUAGUUGUCUGACUGUUUUCUGCUUUUAAUGUUCUCAUCUAACAGGUGGAUUUUACAUAACGUUGUCUUUCAUCCAAUAUUUUCUCUCAGAAUUCCAUUGUUCAUUUCUUGUUGAUUUUCAAGUGUUCUUCAUUUUACAUAUAUUUGGACAAAAUAUAUCAUUAGUGCAAAUAAAUAACUUUCUGUGAAGCUAAGUCUAAAAGCUCCGAACCCUUAAAUUUUACUGGUUUAAAUCUGAAUUUUUAUAUAUGGUAUAAAGCAUGAUUAUUUUGCAUUUGCUUGAGGGCCUUUUUCAUUUUUACCACUGU
Molecule: messenger RNA, 1117 nt
Organism: Notechis scutatus (mainland tiger snake)
Lineage: Eukaryota; Metazoa; Chordata; Lepidosauria; Squamata; Elapidae
Source: RefSeq, a predicted model, not a curated record